GAAGACACAACACAUCCAGAGCAGAGCACUUGCUGUUGUCGUUCAGUCUCUUUGCUGCAUUUAGAGACAUUUCACUUCAGGAUCCAGCGGAAUUAAUGACAGGUUCUUCAAGAUGCUCCAGCAAUAUGGACGAACAUCGACUAUCUGACUAGUAUAAAACCCUUCAAUAACAACCUGCUAAAGUAGAGGAUCAUCUCCUGAAACUGACUCUGCUUUCACACUUCCGCUGGAUCUAACACCGAUUUGAGGAUCUUUUGAGAGACACAAGGCCUCUUUGUGUUGAUGCAUCAUGGCCAAAGUGCAGGUGCUCAAUGUGGCUGUUCUGGACAAUCCGAGUCCUUUUGGAAACCCCUUUCAGUUCGAGAUUACCUUUGAGUGCAUGGAAGAUCUCCCUGAAGAUCUAGAGUGGAAGAUCAUCUACGUGGGCUCUGCGGAGAGUGAGGAGUACGACCAGGUUCUGGACUCGGUUCUGGUCGGCCCGGUUCCUGCAGGCAGACAUAUGUUCGUGUUUCAGGCGGAUGCUCCAAACACAGGACUGAUCCCUGAGAGUGACGCCGUGGGCGUAACUGUCGUGCUGAUCACAUGCACCUAUCGCGGACAAGAAUUCAUUCGCAUUGGCUACUAUGUGAACAACGAGUAUACGGACCCUGAGCUGCGGGAAAAUCCACCAGUCAAGCCAAACUACACACAGCUGCAGAGGAACAUCUUGGCAUCAAACCCUCGAGUAACCCGUUUCCACAUCAACUGGGAAGCAACGGUGGACAAGAUGGAAGAUUCUGAGAAUGUUGAUCCCGCCCCCAACACCAUGCUCCCGCCCACCUCCAUGCCUGGCAAAGCCCCGCCCCUCGGACUGAUGCCCGAUAACUCCAUGGACUGCUUAUAGUGCACACGUACACACUAGCAUACGUUUGGUUAUAAAUAAAUAAACAUAUUGUUUUGCAUUUAUACACUGAAAUGUGCGUACAGUUGGACAGACGGUGUGUAAGGGUGUAAUUCAACACGUCCACACAUAUAUUCACCUCAGUUAUCUGGCACUUAUUGGUCUGAUACCAUACCUGAACUGGCGUCUUCUCGCACUUUCCAUCCUGGACAGGGGACGGCACCUGCUGCACCAGCAGACAUGAACUGUUUUCUUCAUCUGCCCACUAUUUUCCUAACUCGGGAUCUUUUUUUGGUUCGUGUCACAAUUCCAACUGUUUGUUGUAAUGUGACCUUAUUAUUAUUUUAUUAAAACGUCAUGUUUGACCUAUCCUGUACACCCGUUUGGAGUUUAAGUUUGUUGCCUUUUUUCUUUUGAUGUGAUAAAGA
This is a messenger RNA of Xyrauchen texanus (razorback sucker), 1308 nucleotides long. Its product is annotated as histone chaperone asf1b-B. Gene Ontology annotation, cellular component: nucleus. Gene Ontology annotation, molecular function: histone binding. Lineage: Eukaryota; Metazoa; Chordata; Actinopteri; Cypriniformes; Catostomidae. Bases 290 to 883 code for a protein of 197 amino acids. Gene Ontology annotation, biological process: DNA replication-dependent chromatin assembly. The transcript is spliced from 4 exons. The record is from RefSeq and is a predicted model, not a curated record.